AUGGAGAAAUUUUCACGUUGGAGAGACAGCUCUACCGGAAUUCAACCAUUUUCAACACCAUUGCCUUCUAGAAGGAGAACAGAUUCUAUGGAACAUCUUCUAUUUCUCUUGGGCGAAGUCCUGAAACCCCUUCUCGGAAUUGUGAAAUCAGUACUGGUCCUAUUGGCUCUUCUGCUUCUGUUUCUGAUUCGUGAUAUGAUAGGCGUGUUAUUGCUACCGUUAGGAGCUGUUCAUAGGGCCUUUCGGUCUAUAUUUACCGCACUUUUGACGCGUCUGGCACUCCUGUUUAUGGGCUUUUACUGGAUUACUGUUGAAAAUGUAACACUGAAAAGAGGACGCUCUCAUGCAAAAGGACACAAAAAAAACAUUUCAAACCGAAUAAAGUCUGGAGAUGUGAUAGUUUCCAACUGGUGUUCUUACAUUGAUGUACUGUAUUUUGCAUUCAAGUUUAAUCCCGUGUUUACUCAGCUAUAUCCUGCUACAAAUACAUUACGGCCAAUUUCUCUGUGGAGAGCCAUCGCAAUAGCAGGCUCUUAUCCCGAGUUCAAACCACCAACUAAUCUUGAGACAUACAAACUCAAAGACCUAUGUCAACUAGCUGCCAAGAAUCGAUGGGGUCCAAUAGUUAUCUUUCCUGAGGCUACGACGUCCAAUGGACGUGCAUUACUGAAAUUCUGUCCUAUAUUCCACGAAAUGUCCUUACCUGUCAAGAAUUGUGUCAUCCAUGUCUAUGCAAUAAAGUAUGACUAUGAGGGUUUCUCGCCGACAUACACGGUUGGAAGUAGAUUUUGGCAUUUCAUGAGAUUAUGUGGGGAGUUUAAGAAUACUCUGACUGUAAAGCAUCUGGCUACAGAAGAGAGUCCGUCAUCGCCGUCGUUCACAGCCUCUUUACAAUCAACGUCUACACCAUUCGCGAAGCAGGAUAUGGUUGGAUCUCAGGUGAUUCACUUACUGCACCAAAUAAGUCGAUUGCGUAUGACGAAUCUUGGUGUGCUAGAUAAAGCCGACUUUCUAAAUUACUAUUGGAGAACAAAUAGUGCAUAUGGAAAGAAUCGAAGAAUUUAUUAA
Molecule: messenger RNA, 1068 nt
Organism: Paraglomus brasilianum
Lineage: Eukaryota; Fungi; Glomeromycota; Glomeromycetes; Paraglomerales; Paraglomeraceae
Source: the annotation of a GenBank genome assembly